UUUCUAGAGAGAGAAGCAUAUAAGGAGAGAGAGAGAGGAGAAGCUUAAUUAGGGUUUCAAAAAAAUCUUGAGACCCUUAAUUAAUCCCCACAUACAUAAGCUCCUCUUCUUCAUCAAGUUUUUGAGGAACCAUGGCCGUGAUGAUCAACCAGCAUCUGUUGGCUGUAACCUUUGGAAUUUUAGGUAACGCCAUAUCAUUCCUUGUAUUCCUCGCCCCAGUACCGACGUUCUACAGAAUCUACAAGAAAAAAUCGACAGAGAGUUUCCGGUCUCUACCGUACCAAGUCUCGCUCUUCAGCUGCAUGCUUUGGCUCUACUACGCAUUGCUCAAACAAAACGCUUUCCUUCUAAUUACCAUUAACUCCUUCGGAUGCGUAGUCGAAACCUUCUACAUCGCGAUGUUCAUCGCUUACGCCGCCAAGGACAAAAGGAUAUCGGCUAUGAAGCUGUUCAUGGCGAUGAACGUUACCUUCUUCUCGUUGAUUCUCAUCGUUACUCACUUUCUUGUCAAGAACUCCAGUCACCAGAUCGUGAUUCUCGGUUGGAUUUGCGUCGCAAUCUCUGUUUCAGUCUUCGCAGCUCCACUCAGUGUCGUGGCUCGUGUGAUACGGACAAAGAGCGUGGAGUUCAUGCCUUUCACACUCUCCUUCUUCUUGACGAUCAGUGCCGUUAUGUGGUUCGCUUAUGGCUUGUUCCUCCACGACAUAUGCAUAGCCAUUCCGAACGUGUUGGGAUUCGCAUUGGGAAUGGUUCAGAUGAUUCUGUACGGAAUCUACCGGAACUCGGAGAAAUCUAACUUGGAAAAGAAGAUUCAAGAUCAUCAACUCAAGACGAUUGUCGUCUUGAGUCCGUUAGGUGUGUCGGAAGUGUACCCUGUCGACGUCGCCGUCGACGUCGACGUCACGUCUCAAUCGAACGGCGAGGAAGAGAAGGCGAUGACGCCACGUGGAGGAUCUGACGGUGACGGAGGAGAUACGGCCGAAACUGGAAAGGAGCCGUCAGGAGGCGAAGAGGGCAAGUGCCACGUGGAGUGUGCCUCUCAAGAAGCCGUCUGAAGUGUCACUUUGUAUGUUCAGGGGCAAAAUUGGAAAUCCCAAAGUUUUCUCUCUCUCUAUCCCCCACAUUCGCCGGAGAGGGGAAGAGGAGCGUAUGUACGUCUGUGGUAAUUAUAUUUAUAUAAAUUGGGGUUACCUUUUUUUUUU
Molecule: messenger RNA, 1202 nt
Organism: Tarenaya hassleriana
Lineage: Eukaryota; Viridiplantae; Streptophyta; Magnoliopsida; Brassicales; Cleomaceae
Product: bidirectional sugar transporter SWEET15-like
Exons: 6
Coding region: 132-1055 (307 amino acids)
Biological process (GO): carbohydrate transport
Cellular component (GO): membrane
Molecular function (GO): sugar transmembrane transporter activity
Source: RefSeq, a predicted model, not a curated record